AUGCCGCCAUCGACAAGGGCUGGUCAGACAGGGAGGGGGGAUGAUGAUCAAGUGACUACAGGCAAUGGACCCAAGGAAGGAUGGCUCAUGCAGGUAGUCAAAUUCCUUCAGCUAGCAAACCCAGCACUAAUGGCCAAGGAAGCAAGCAUAUGGGCCAUGGGCCUGGUCAGCACUAACAACCAGGCUCCACAUGGGGAGACUGAGAAGAUUCUGAAGGAUGUAUCAAGCUCCAUUGCACACAUCAAGAAACUCAGUGACAGCAAUUGGCAUACCUGGGAACCUACUUUCAUUGACUGCCUCCAGAGAGUGCACAAUGCGAAGGAGAUCCUGUAUGGCAUCAUUGCACCUGGAAACAAGGACUACAAUGAAGACUUAGACAAAGCCCUUGUAGGCCUCAUCCACACUUGCUGUGACAAUAGCCCAGACAGCCACAUUGACACCUACACUGUCAGAGGUGCAGAUGAGGAAGUCCAGCUUGGUAGCACACUUUACACUAAACUUAAGAAGGCACUGACAUUGAACAAUGCUGUCAAGCGAGCAGGGCUGCAGGACUGCAUUCAUACCAUGUGCCUGCACAAUCAGGAUGUGGUCAAGUUGGGCAAGGAACUUGACUCCAUCUGGAAUGAUGCAGCACACCUUGGAAAGCAUUUUGAUGAGGACCUCAAGAAAUCCACCCUUUACCAUUGCACAGCCCAGGAUUGGUUCUACACCAACUCUGUCAAUGUGCUCAAGACAGCCAAACCUGAUUGUAAAUAUGAUGAAGCCUAUCAUGCACUCACAAAGAAGCAGCAAGAUGGUGAAAUCUCCAGCUGCAUUAGAGGAGCAGCCAGGGUCACCACAGCAACAAUCCCCACAAUCCUGCACCAAACACAGCCAGACCUGCUGCCCACCUGGUCCAAGAAGCAAGUCAAUAGGGACUUGGGUGCACCUUCCUAG
Ustilago hordei is the source of this 936-nucleotide messenger RNA. RefSeq lists its product as uncharacterized. The transcript has 2 exons. The coding region runs from base 1 to 936 and encodes 311 amino acids. Lineage: Eukaryota; Fungi; Basidiomycota; Ustilaginomycetes; Ustilaginales; Ustilaginaceae. The record is from RefSeq and is a predicted model, not a curated record.